Messenger RNA from Haliotis rubra (blacklip abalone), 1579 nucleotides. RefSeq names its product monocarboxylate transporter 3-like. Lineage: Eukaryota; Metazoa; Mollusca; Gastropoda; Lepetellida; Haliotidae. Gene Ontology annotation, biological process: monocarboxylic acid transport; transmembrane transport. Gene Ontology annotation, molecular function: monocarboxylic acid transmembrane transporter activity. The record is from RefSeq and is a predicted model, not a curated record. The transcript is spliced from 4 exons. The coding region runs from base 1 to 1338 and encodes 445 amino acids.
AUGCUGGUUAUUGGUCUCAUCAAGGCCUAUGGGAUACUCUUUGUCCAGUUCCUGAGGCGGUUUCAAGCAUCGACGUCAGAGACAUCAGUGAUCCUUGGGAUCAAGGCUGCAGCUUUCAGCCUUUCAGCCAUGUUAGCCCUCAAUAUCCUCAUCACACGGAUAUCAAUACGGAAGUUAUCCCUUCUCGGGUCGCUCUUGACCUCUGCAGGCAUAUUACUCAGCAUGUUUGCCAAGAAUGUGGCCUUCAUCAUCUUCACUCAAAGUCUGCUCACAGGUUUAGGAAAUGCAUUUGUGUACGGACCAGGGAUCUACCUUCUUGGGCAAUACUUCGACAAGAAACGUCCUCUGGCCAUAGCAAUAGCUAACUCAGGGAUCAGUAUAGGUCUCAUGGCAUUACCGACACUCAUCACGUAUCUAUUUGACGAGUAUGGAUUCCAGGGGGCGCUGAUGCUCCUCGGUGGCAUCAUGAUGCAAACCAUCGUAUGUGCAGCACUGUUCAGACCGUAUCAACAUCAGGAAGCGGGAUUAUUAUCUUCAGCACAGCCCUCUGAUGACAUUGGUGAUUCAGAAGCGCCAACUCCUUACACUAAUGUUACUAUUGACAACGAACUGGACGGAUCACAGACAGAGCAAACAUCGUUUACAGAAACGUCGGCAGAGGCUAAAAUGCAGCCAAGAUCAUCUUCAUUUUGCGGUGUUGUCAGAGGCUGUAUGUUCACCAUGGACCUGUCCUUGUUUAAAAAUCCAAUUUUCAUCGGUAUUCUUGGCUUUUCCUUCUUCGGUCUAAUUGGUAACGAGCUGUCAGGUGCGUUCAUUCCUCCUCUGGCUAAGGAAAAAGGACUGACCGACAUGGAGACAGCCAAGCUGUUCACUGUGGCAGCGGCUCUGGAUCUAUUCAGUCGACUUCUCCCAGGACUCAUUGCCCAGUUUGGACUUAUGACACGACCCAAGAUGUUGGCCGGUGCAUUCCUCAUCAUAGGCGUCACAUUUCAAUUCACAAGCUUUUGCUCGAACUUUCGUGGCAUGCUGGGUUUUAUAAUUGUCUAUGGGAGUUUUGCGGGAUUCUUUUUCUCUCUUCUACCCGUCAUUAUAAUUGAUUUGAUGGGACUCGACAAAUUCCCCAAAGCGUUUGGAUUCGUGCAGGUGUCCCAAGGAAUUGCUGGAGCUUUAGUUUAUCCCGUCUUAGGAACAUUCAGAGACCUAACAGGGAACUACAGCGUCACUUUCCAUUUCCUGGGAGCGUCCUUGUUGCUGGCUGCAGGCAUCAUCUUAACGGAACCGCUCCUGCGGAGAUGGGAGGCCCGAUGCAAAGGCUUCGCCCACGACGAAGCUACAUAAUUGGAUAUCCUAACAACAUGAUUGCAGUUGCAGGACUGUGAAGGGUUAUGAAAUCGAAAUUUCUCGGACAUCAAGCUAUAUACUAUACGGGGAAUUACUUUUAUAAUAUCGAUCCAGUUAUAAAUCAACUAAUUUUUUAAAAGGCAAAUACACUAAACACUAUGGACAUUUUACUGACUUAGGUUGAGAAUGUGUAUCGAUAUCGGUAAUAAAAAAAUAUCACUGGUGCGCUUUACGAAAA